This is a messenger RNA of Nematostella vectensis (starlet sea anemone), 2664 nucleotides long. RefSeq lists its product as uncharacterized. Bases 144 to 2288 code for a protein of 714 amino acids. The transcript has 6 exons. The record is from RefSeq and is a predicted model, not a curated record. Lineage: Eukaryota; Metazoa; Cnidaria; Anthozoa; Actiniaria; Edwardsiidae.
UUAAGUGUAUUCCCAACGGACAAGUUUCUGAAUAAACCUACGUGCUUAGAAUACAUCUAGUGUGUUUAUCAAUAGAACCCGUUCAAUUAACUUUAAUUAUUUUCUGUAGCUGAGAACUUGUUUGCAAAUAAAGUUUUAAUGUGAUGGCUGUUAACAAAACGAAGCGUCGAUCAAAAUACAUUCAAAAGAUAAUGAUGGACGACGAAGAGGAAAAGACGCGAAAGCCAGAAGUGAGCACAAGAAUAUCAAAAUGGGCAUCCGGGACACCCGACAAGACGGAUGACGUCAUCCUUGAGCACAGCUUCCUCGGGAUUAAGCUUAAGAUCCCGCGGGACGCUGUCAGUAAUGUCCAACCAUUAUCAGUAAAACUGCGGGUUAACAACAACCCGUCUUUUGAGCCAUCCCUAGAGGGAAAUGAUCUUAGAGUGUACGACAUCAUCCAAGUAUGGCCGAAAGAAUUCGAGUUUAGUCCCCCAGCCGAGUUGCAGCUGAAGUUGCCUAGCUGCGUGAGUAAGAAAUCCGCUGGACAGGUUGUCUGCAUGUUCAGCAACAUCAUAACAGUUAAAAAUGGUGUGCGACAUUUGAAAUGGGGCAGAAUGGAUUCACGGAGAUUUGUCAUGAAUGACACAAGGACAGAAGCAAAGAUAAUUUGUAAAUACUCGGGUUAUUAUACAUUAAUAUUGACCCAAUGCCCCGAGUGUACCACAAGGAUCAAUCCUGGGGAAUCUUUUAUCGUAAAAGUCGAGGGUUACAACGGACUCAAUAUUCAAUUUGUAGAAGGCUGCGUGGAAAGGGAGACUAAAAUCACCCUCAAAGUCGUUUGCAUCGAGGAUUUGUACAACUCUCCGAUGGCAAGUCCGACAUCUCCCAAUACUCGCCGAAAAAUCCCUAUACAACACAGAGCCGACGAAAAUACGCUGGACGUUACCGGCAGCCCUGUGGUUUUGGUACGACCGAUACAUGAGCGGUUUGGAAGACCUGUUCGCUUGUCAUUGCCGUUGCUAGGCAGCACUUUUGAAGAGAUCUUUAAGAUGGACUCCUCGCGUCUAGUUGUACUGCAGAGUCGAAUGCUGGACGACGAGACUGUUGUGUGGAAUCAUCACUAUAGUACACCCGAGAUCGAGCUCGACGCACAUGGGAAUCGAAUCGCGACGUUUCUCAUCACAAGUGGUGGCCUGUACAAACUGGUCAGACGUCUCCCAAGCAAAAAUAUGCGCAUCAUAUCGGAAAUGACGUCUCAAAUCUCACGCGAGCUGUGCUUGUCAACCUCGCCUUUAAUGGUAACUGCAAAUCUCAGAGGACUGGUGACGGAAAUAGCAGAACCUGGCAAGCAAUUUGUGUUAAGGAUAGCGUUGAUGGACACCCAUCAAUCAAGAAAUCCAGACAGCUGUUUUAUUGCUGAGGUUUGUUCCCAGUACCUCACGGUCCCACUUGGCAGAGUCCGCUUCCUUGUCCGCGGGAGGUUCGAGCCCGACCGUGACGUUACUGAACAUUCGGAAGAGCGAACGAUCACGUUUAUAGGGAAGACCGCAUUCGUCGACUUUAACCUGAAAUUAAGGCUGAGCGACCCCACGAAGAUCCCGGAUAAUAUGGGGAAAGUUACACUGUACGCGGGCGCCGAUGCCCAAUACUAUAUCAACCUGCAUAAGCCGAUGAAGAUUCCCAAACUCCAUGACUCCAAAAAGGCAAAGAAAGAGAGAAAAGCUCGGGUUCUUAAGCAGAAACCGUUGCUAAAGAGGAUGUCAUCCAUGGCGACAUUCACAAGCAACUCGACCGUCUUUCCAGGAACAGCUGAUGAAACACUUAUGGAGAAGAACGAAGCAGAAUCUCAAAUUACCCCAGACAUCGAUACCAUAUUCGAGCCCUGUUAUCCAAUCAAGGAUCAGAACAAUAAUACCACAACAGCUUCCGGUCCCCUUGAUAAAACGACUUCCGGUUCGUCAUCGCGAACUUCUGGUACAUUUACUUUCAGUUCCGAGUCACGUGGUUUGUCUGUCACUUCUUUAUCAAGAAUGUCAAAUAUCGCUUCAACAAAAAUGAGUGGAGAGGAUGAGGGAAAUUUAAAAAAGCCAGAAGAUGAUAAUUACUUCGAAGAUCAAUUCUUAUUUAACGAGCAAAUGAAGGCUGAGCAUGAGGUAUCAAAUACAGGUGGAGGCGGCUGCGAGGGACUGGGCCUACAGGGGCCACACGCGGACUGGGGUCGAGGGACACGCCCACCUAGAAGGCUAUCUAAGCCAAGUAGUCUCAGCUCUGAUAGCUUGGGAUCCGAGAUUCUUAACAUGGAGUAGGUAACAUGAACGAAGGGGGGAGUUAAAUGAGAGGGGAAUAGUACGACCAACGGAUUACAAUUGCGGAAAUAAAAUCAUGAAAUAAAAUAUAUAUAUAUAUAUAUAUAAAGCUGGAAUAUAGAAAGAAAGGUCCGUGUACCCCUGGUAAUAUAAAAGAAGGGAAAUGAGGCAAUAAUAUGGUCCCUAAUCUUUUUUUACCCCUUACAUUUCAAUUGUAAAAAAAAUGUAGCGUAGCCAUCAGGCAACAUUGUAACGCAAUAAUUCUGGUACACGCAUGUCUCGUCGGUAGAGAGCAGAAACAUUAUAUCUAAAUAUUUACUAGCAAUUUUGCUGUAAAUAUAUAAAUAUCCAAUAAAAGGAACAGAUAUGCAAAAAA